Linum tenue is the source of this 2586-nucleotide messenger RNA. The record is from the annotation of a GenBank genome assembly. NCBI's taxonomy places the organism in Eukaryota, Viridiplantae, Streptophyta, Magnoliopsida, Malpighiales, Linaceae.
CGAUUCUAUCCACAAGAAAAUUGGUGGCCGGUGAACGCCGAAGUACGCCACAGAACUAUAAAGUCCACUCCUUUAAACCUCUUAAAACCCUCUGCCGGUCUGCCCUUUCUCACCGUUCCUAUAGCGGGCGGCGAGAGGAGACUAGAGCCAUCCACCUUCCAAAAAGGUUGCUACUUUGCCCACGAAGGUGUAGUACGACCAAAUUGCUCGCACCAUCCAAUAUGGCUUGCAGGGUUGCCGCUCCAGAUUCUGUCUUCCUCUUUGUGGGAGCCAAUCAGAGACCAAUCAAGACCCAAAAAUUUGCAGCUCAAUGCUCCACAGACAGGCUUCAAUGGCUGUGCAUGGGACCCUCUAAUCCGCCAGGGAGCAAAACAAAAUAGGCUUCUAGUUCACUCGAGAAGGUCUAGAACUGUACAAGCUGUGGCUUUUCCUGUUGUAUCAUCGUCAGCUGAUGGUGCGGAGUACAGGAAACAGUUGGCCGAAAGCUAUGGCUUCAGGCAAAUCGGAGAAGACCUUCCAGACGAUGUUACACUAAAGCAGAUCAUCGAUACACUACCAAAAGAGGUGUUUGAGAUUGAUGAUGCUAAAGCAUGGAAAUCAGUUUUAACAUCAGCAGCUUCAUAUGCUUUGGGGCUCUUAAUGAUUUCAAAGGCUCCUUGGUUCCUACUUCCCUUCGCUUGGGCAUGGACCGGGACUGCAGUAACUGGGUUCUUUGUCAUAGGUCAUGAUUGUGCUCACAAGUCAUUUUCAAAGAACAAAUUAGUGGAAGAUAUUGUAGGAACUCUAGCCUUUCUACCAUUGAUAUAUCCUUAUGAACCAUGGAGAUUCAAGCAUGAAAGGCAUCAUGCAAAGACAAACAUGUUAGUUGAAGAUACAGCUUGGCAGCCUGUUGACAAAAAAGAGUUCGAUUCAUCCCCUUUCCUUCGGAAGGCGAUCGUAUAUGGAUACGGUCCGUUCAGGCCUUGGCUGUCUAUAGCUCAUUGGUGGCGCUGCCAUUUCUCUCUGAAGAAAUUCAGACCGAACGAAGUGCAAAGGGUGAAGAUAAGUUUAGCAUGUGUGUUUGCAUUCAUGGGGAUUGGUUGGCCCUUGAUUAUCUACAAAGCUGGGGUUGUGGGAUGGAUUAAGUACUGGCUAAUGCCAUGGUUGGGGUAUCACUUCUGGAUGAGCACUUUCACAAUGGUGCAUCACACUGCCCCCCACAUUCCCUUCAAAACUUCAGAAGAGUGGAAUGCAGCAAAGGCUCAGCUUAAUGGAACCGUUCAUUGCGAUUACCCUCACUGGAUUGAGAUCCUCUGCCAUAACAUCAACGUCCACAUCCCUCAUCACAUUUCGUCACGAAUUCCAAGCUAUAAUCUCCCUGCAGCUCAUCGAUCCAUCCAACAAAACUGGGGCAAGUACUUGAACGAAGCUACAUGGAACUGGCGGCUGAUGAGGACCAUAAUGACGGUGUGCCAUGUCUACGACAAGGAGCAAAACUACGUCGCCUUCGACCAGCUCGCCCCUGAAGACUCUCAGCCGGUAGCAUUCCUCAAAAGAGUGAUGCCUGAUUAUGCUUGAUUUGCUUAGUUUUCUUUCCCCUCUAUUAUAAAGCCAUUCUUCUUGUCCUAGAUCUCAUGUUAAGGUAAAGGAUGCUACAUCCCAAUUCUUUGAAUGCUAGAAAAAGGCAGCUCCCACCAGGAUAUUACCUGUAAACACAUGAUUCUGAUACAUUUGGAGCAUUAUCCAGUUUGAUACAGGACUAGACAGUUGGACCGAUCAAACCAUAUAUUACUGACCAAAUCGGUAUACGAUACUAUCAGCAUACUGUCACUGCGGUUGAUAAAUGAUGACCAAAGGACAACAUAAGCAUCAUAGAUUAAUGUUUUGUUCAGCAGUAUACUGAAAAUGAUUUAUCGGUUCAAGCAUUCUACCGCGAGUCUACUACACCAACGGCGGCUCAAGCAAGUGGAUCAUCUCAUGGGUAGCAGUCGCAGGGUGGCCUAUGCUUACUUCCAGGCUUCAACCUCUUCCCUCUUGGCUUCAUCAGUCUUCUCCACAUUGUGUGGUUAAUUUAUAGUCGACAGCAAGCUGAACGCCUCCAUGAUCAACUCCAUCGUCCUGAACUCCUGAUCGCUGCAGCCAAUCCAUGGCGAGCAUUGCCUUGACUCGUACUCCGACAGGUAGUCAAUGUGUGUAUUGCAUUCCCAGGUAUCGUAGAAGGCACCAUAUGUGGGGAGUUCUACGAUACCCAGGGUGAAAUUCGGGGUACCGCAUACCAGGAGUAAAAAAACGCUAUCCAGAACUUGAAUUGAUUGAUCUUCCGGACAUGAUACUAUACUCUAACCCUUAAAGAUUAAAAUCUAGGUCUUAAUUCUCUAAAUCUUAUACCCCAAGAUCAAUUUAGUUAGAAACAAUAAUCGACGGUUAUGAUUCGUCCAAAUUAGGACCUAGGGUUCACUCGUUAAUGGUUAGGGUAUAGUAUCAUGCCCAAAAAUCUUGCUAAUUCGAGGUCUAGAUAGCGUUUUCGUACUUGAGGUGAAUACACAGGCAUGGGAGAAUGUAAGCCACAAGCAGUACAUCAUGGGGUUCAUCUUUGAGGUGAAUACA